Aaosphaeria arxii CBS 175.79 is the source of this 954-nucleotide messenger RNA. RefSeq names its product S-adenosyl-L-methionine-dependent methyltransferase. The record is from RefSeq and is a predicted model, not a curated record. The coding region runs from base 1 to 954 and encodes 317 amino acids. Lineage: Eukaryota; Fungi; Ascomycota; Dothideomycetes; Pleosporales. The transcript is spliced from 2 exons.
AUGACACAGCCGACCUCUGUCAACAUGACCUUCGAUACGUCUCUUGUGGACGUUUCUCAAUUGGACCCCCAAACGCCCAUACUGAAUCAGGGUGAGAUCAGUCAGACUACACCAAAGCCAUCGCAAGCUACAAUCACCGGCCAAGCCUUUCAGUCCUCAACCCCGGUUCAGCACAUACCGACCCAAGAGGCGUAUGAUCAAUGGGCUCAUGUGUACGACACUGAUGGCAACAUGUUGCAAUCCAUUGAUGAUUCUGAACUAAACGAUCUCCUCCCAUCUUUACUCGGCCGUGUUUGUUCGUCCCAUGACAACACUAACAUGGCCCUCAAUCUUCUCGACCUUGGCUGUGGCACAGGCCGUAACACUUCAAAACUUCUGUCCUACAGCUGGCCAUCAAGUCGCAAUAAUGCCAGGAUCAACAUCAUUGGUCUAGAUUUCUCCAAGGGCAUGCUUGACGUUGCAGCCCACAAACUCACCUCUAUGACUCGCGACGCAGAGAAAGUGAUCCUGAGAUUAGAGGAAGCCGACUGCUUCCCUACAGUGCACAAUCCUAGUACUUCACCAAAGCCAAACGUAGCAAACCUGCCACCAAUUGAUGGCCUCAUCAGCACGCUUGUUCUCGAACACAUUCCCUUGCGGGAUUUCUUUGCGACACUUGCGGCCCUAGUUACAAAGGGCGGCUUCGCACUUGUCACUAACAUGCACAACGAAAUGGGCAACAUGUCGCAAGCUGGAUUCGUAAAUGCCGAAGGUGUCAAGGUUAGGGGAGACAGUUAUGUAUACUCCGUCGAAGAGACUAUCGAUGAGGCCCGAAGAGCUGGCUUUGAAGUCGUGAACGUCAAGGAGAGGAGCGUCGAGGAGAAUGAUAUGAGAAAUGGUGUAGUCGGAGAGCGAGGAUGGAAAUGGGUUGGAAUCAGAGUCUGGUAUGGUGUAAUUUUGAAGAAGACUGCAUGA